Molecule: messenger RNA, 138 nt
Organism: Plenodomus lingam JN3
Lineage: Eukaryota; Fungi; Ascomycota; Dothideomycetes; Pleosporales; Leptosphaeriaceae
Source: RefSeq, a predicted model, not a curated record
AUGCGCUUCUCUCUCGCCAUGAUCUUCCUCACAGCUGUUGGCUUUGCUCACGGCAGGAUACCCUGUAAUGGAAAAUCUCUUGGAGGCGCUAUGACCGUGUCGAACGUCUGCAGACUGCUGCAGAUGCGACAUUGCUGA